ACCCUUUCUGAACUUGCAAGCUGAUUAACAGUUCAUAUUUGACGUUUGACUACCACAGUUGUUUUUGUUUACCUUGCUAAAAAAGAUCAAAUUGGUAAAUAUUUGAUUGAAAAUCAAGAACAAACAUCAAGAAAUGCCGUUUGCAGUUAUCGAAACGAUCAACGAUGAUGCUAGAAACGAGCUAUCGGUUGUGCCCGAUAAGUGGCUUCGCAGCUCGAAAAGCGGUAGCAUAGUUCUGUGGCCAAACACAACGAGCACCUCGGAGCAGGCAAAAUAUUUCCGUGAUGAAAACAUGUGUCCGCUAAAAUCAUGGCUGAAGUACAAAUGCACGGUGAAGUGCUAUCCUAUCGCUUCUUACGAACGUGCAGUGACCGCACUGGAGGCCAUGUCAGGUAAGACUGAGACCUCUCCCGAUGCAAACCACUUACGAAAACGACAACGAUGUGAUCAGGAAACAAAUGGUUCACAGAAAAAGCUUGCUGGGGAGAAUUAUUCUUCUCGCUUGCCAAAUGAUAAUCAAAAUGGAGCAUCGUUUAAAGAGAAAACUGACGUAAGCCCACCUACCAAUAAGAAUAUAGUAUUAAUGUCUAAUGAGGUUCCGUUGGCAUCUACCAAAGUUGAUAGCGAUUCAUUCCCUGUCAUCAUUUCGGCAUAUUCAGAAGUGAAUUCAGAAAACAUUGCAUAUGUAGCAAACGAUGCGAACAAAGUGGUUCACGAACCAACCCAUCGAUUGAGAGCAGAUAAUUCGCUUCAGAAAUGUUUGGAUAAAAUGAAUGAAAUACUUGGACUACAACAUCUGAUCAACGCACGAUUAGACCAACUGGACCAAAAAGUUACAAAUAUUUCCGACCAAAAUAAAUUAAUUUUAAAUGCGGCGAAAAAUUGCUGCAAGCGUUCGUCAAAUAUCGAAGAAACAUUGUCGUUUGUUUUUGAACCCAUGGAAAGUGAACAGCAACUAGCGGAGCUCGAAAAAAAGUUGGAAGAUGACGAGUAUAAAACAAAACUGAUUAAAUGGCUGCGCUUGAACGUCAGCGGUGACUGUACAGAGGACCGGAUGCUGGGAGUACUGGAUGCGCUGUUCACCAAGAAAUUUCAAACAAUGUGCACAUGGACUGGAAUAAGUCGGAAAGGUCCAAAAACGGCUGUCAUGCCAAACCGUAACAUCCUUGAAAUCUUUCAAAUAAUAGGUAGUGGCGAGUCAGAUGUGGUCAACCAACGGGAACUGGCCAACUUUUUUAUGAAAAAGCUCAAAAAUUCCCUAAAACGGUUGAAUCUUUCUGGCUUACGUCGUGCCACAAGGCAUAUUAGACGUAGAAAAACCAAAAAACAACAACAGGCUGAUCUUUGCGACAAUACCGACGACAGUAGCUCUCACAGCGAAGCUGAGCCCGAGUCUUUUACAGGAUACAUCGAUGAUAGUGGUUCAUCCGACGUGGAUGUUCAACAGCACAGCGCAGUGUACUCUGGCGAUAUACCAUCAACGUCCGAAAAUAGUUAUAAUGCAUUUUCUAUCGUUAAAAUCGAAUAAAAACCUCAUUACACGGCAUAGGAAACCAUUAUCCUUGCACUCAUAAAAAAUGCGAUUAUUUUCU
This is a messenger RNA of Ochlerotatus camptorhynchus, 1592 nucleotides long. RefSeq lists its product as uncharacterized. The transcript has 3 exons. The record is from RefSeq and is a predicted model, not a curated record. NCBI's taxonomy places the organism in Eukaryota, Metazoa, Arthropoda, Insecta, Diptera, Culicidae. The coding region runs from base 134 to 1528 and encodes 464 amino acids.